CGAUAUUAGUAACGCGCGAAUAGGCGCUCGCAUGACACUUUCAGAGCCAUUUCAAGCCAUUUUACUCUCGCCGCAAGCAGUCCGGAGUUGAAACGCGCUCGCAUCUCGCAGAGAGCCGGUGAUUCGGUGUGACUCGCGCUGGAUAAACUGAACAUAGCCUCGCCCUUGUGUCUGAUCUUUUUGCAUCGCCGCGUCGUUUCUUUUUGCAUAUUUGACAUAAUUGGAAGCAACAUAGCCAGGAGCACAGAAAAAAACGUGACAGGAUAAACUCGCUUGUCGGAGACAUGAGUUACCCGAUGUCGUCCAAUCAGUCUAGACCGAUGUCUCAUGGAAAUUACCAGGGCCCGGGCGACUUGCCCAUGGGCUCUGCAAAGGAACAGACCCUCAUGUGGCAGCAGAAUUCUUACCUAAGCGAUUCAGGUAUUCAUUCCGGCGCUGUCACUCAAGCACCGUCUCUGUCAGGCAAGGAAGAUGAAGAGAUGGAAGGGGAUCAGCUCAUGUUCGACUUGGACCAAGGAUUUGCACAGGGUUUCACACAAGAUCAAGUUGAUGAAAUGAAUCAACAACUGAGUCACACUCGGUCUCAGCGGGUGCGCGCUGCUAUGUUUCCCGAGACGCUGGAGGAAGGUAUCGAGAUACCAUCCACGCAGUUCGAUCCAGCACAACCCACCGCUGUACAGCGACUGGCCGAGCCGAGUCAGAUGUUGAAGCACGCUGUCGUCAAUUUGAUCAAUUAUCAGGAUGACGCCGAUCUCGCGACGCGCGCUAUUCCGGAAUUGAUCAAGCUCUUGAAUGACGAGGAUCAAGUGGUUGUUUCUCAGGCAGCUAUGAUGGUACAUCAGUUAUCGAAGAAAGAAGCUUCUCGUCACGCUAUCAUGAACAGCUCGCAAAUGGUAGCUGCAUUAGUACGCGCCAUUUCCAACAGCGACGACCUGGAGUCAACAAAAGCUGCUGUCGGCACCCUGCACAAUUUGUCUCAUCACAGGCAGGGUUUGCUGGCCAUCUUCAAGAGCGGCGGCAUACCAGCUCUUGUGAAGCUGCUCAGCUCUCCAGUAGAGUCAGUACUUUUUUAUGCCAUAACGACUCUCCAUAACUUGCUGCUUCAUCAGGACGGCUCCAAGAUGGCUGUGCGUCUUGCGGGGGGCUUGCAGAAGAUGGUCGCUCUGCUGCAACGAAACAACGUCAAGUUCUUGGCUAUUGUUACCGAUUGUCUGCAGAUUCUGGCGUAUGGAAAUCAAGAGAGCAAGUUAAUCAUUCUUGCUUCGCAGGGUCCGAUAGAGCUUGUGCGCAUCAUGCGCUCCUAUGAUUAUGAAAAACUAUUGUGGACCACUUCGAGAGUAUUGAAAGUACUAUCUGUAUGCCCCAGUAACAAACCCGCAAUCGUAGAGGCUGGUGGCAUGCAAGCGCUCGCCAUGCAUCUCGGAAAUCCGAGUCAGAGAUUAGUGCAAAACUGUUUGUGGACAUUGCGCAAUCUAUCAGACGCUGGCACGAAAGUCGACGGGCUCGAAGUCUUACUGCAGAGUCUCGUGCAGGUGCUUGGGUCAACGGACGUGAACGUUGUCACAUGCGCCGCUGGCAUUUUAUCAAAUCUUACAUGCAACAAUCAGCGUAACAAAGUGACUGUUUGUCAGGUUGGAGGCGUCGAAGCUCUCGUUCGUACGAUCAUCAAUGCCGGUGAUCGGGAGGAAAUUACUGAACCAGCAGUGUGCGCCUUGCGCCACUUGACCUCGCGUCACGGAGAAGCGGAAAUGGCACAAAAUAAUGUCCGAGUUAAUUUUGGUAUUCAGGUCAUAGUCAAAUUACUCCAUCCUCCGUCGCGUUGGCCGUUGGUGAAGGCAGUUAUCGGAUUAAUCCGUAAUCUAGCUCUUUGUCCUGCAAAUCACAUCCCGCUACGCGACCACGGCGCAAUACAUCAUCUCGUGAGACUUCUAAUGCGCGCAUUCCAGGAUACACAACGACAACGAUCAUCCGUGGCCAGUACUGGUAGCCAACAGACUUCGGGUGCGUAUGCGGACGGAGUACGUAUGGAAGAGAUUGUGGAGGGCUCAGUUGGUGCACUUCAUAUUUUGGCAAGAGAAUCCCAUAAUAGGGUGAUAAUCCGAUCACAGAACGUGAUUCCAAUUUUCGUUCAAUUACUGUUCAACGAGAUUGAAAACAUUCAACGCGUGGCUGCCGGCGUACUUUGCGAACUGGCGGCUGACAAGGAGGGCGCCGAGAUGAUAGAACAAGAGGGUGCUACCGCCCCAUUGACAGAGUUGCUUCACUCCAGAAACGAGGGUGUUGCAACUUACGCAGCGGCAGUGUUGUUUCGCAUGAGCGAGGACAAGCCACAAGAGUACAAAAAGCGACUUUCCAUGGAACUGACGAAUUCCUUAUUCCGCGAAGACACCAACUUGUGGAACAACGCUGACUUUAGCAUGCCACCAGAUCUCCAGGACAUGCUUGGCCCUGAUCAAGGCUAUGAUGGUAUGUAUGGGCAAGGACCUCCUAGCGUACACAGCAGCCAUGGCGGUCGGGGUUAUCAGCCGCAAGGUUAUGACCAGAUACCAGUAGACUCGAUGCAAGGCUUAGAGAUAGGUGGUGGAUCGACGUAUGGUCCAAUGGACACUAUGGACGUGGCGCACGAGGGUGAUUUGAGUUUCGAUCAUUUGGAAGACCUUCCCGCACCGCCGCAAGAUAACAACCAGGUAGCAGCCUGGUACGAUACCGAUCUCUGAAUCCGUGCCAUCACCGAUCUUGCGUGAGAAAAAGAAAGAAAAAGAGAAGAAGGGAUAAAACAAAAAAAAAUUAAAAUAUUAAAUAUUAAAAUAAAAACAAAAUUGAAAAAAAAAGAAGGAAUACUGCACGGUGGUCUAUUCAGCCGUCGUAUGCGGUAAAUCUAUGACCAAUCACACACGACGUUCGUUUUAGACUGUUUUAUUUACAAGACUCAUUUUCGUCAUGACGUAGUAUAUAUAUACCGAUCGAAGACUAUCGUAACUUGACCGCCUUUCGUCCGCGGACGCGGUCGCUUUCGGAUACAAACGAUCGUAUAGUCGCGCUAUAGUUGACAUCUUCCUGUAGUCCACCUUCGCUUCCGUCAAACGAAGAGUGGAGGUGUUCGCUAACUCAUAUCGACCCAAGAAAAAUGUAUCGCCUAAUAAAAUAUGAAUCAUUCACCCGCGCGUAUAAGCAUUAUAUCACGCGUUUCCGUUGGCGGCUCUGAUUUCUAAUCGCGCCGCAAGAGAGACGACCUAUUUAUAUCACUCUUCUCCCGUCCCCGUCCACCUCCUCCUACCCCCGCUCCGAAAAACCGGUAGUGUCAUUUCGAAGUAUCGAUGACUUAACAAUCACAUAUAAGUAUAACUAUGAAUAACGAUGGAACUUUCGUAUUAUGUAUUUUACAGGGUAGUUAUACUUAAUUUUUAUUAUCAUUAUUAAAGUAGCUGUGCAAAUCGGAACGACAACAUUGGCAUCGCGCGAUGCACCGUAUGCGCUUCCGAUCGCAAUCGAUGUAUUAGAAUUAAGAAAAAGACACUCGUAAUUCGUACACACAUGUAUAUGUAUCGUUUAUUGUCCAUACAAAUAAACUGAACGAUCAAGUCGA
This is a messenger RNA of Odontomachus brunneus, 3586 nucleotides long. RefSeq names its product armadillo segment polarity protein. Bases 285 to 2717 code for a protein of 810 amino acids. Gene Ontology annotation, biological process: positive regulation of transcription by RNA polymerase II; cell adhesion. The record is from RefSeq and is a predicted model, not a curated record. Lineage: Eukaryota; Metazoa; Arthropoda; Insecta; Hymenoptera; Formicidae. Gene Ontology annotation, cellular component: catenin complex; adherens junction. Gene Ontology annotation, molecular function: cadherin binding; transcription coactivator activity; alpha-catenin binding. The transcript has 10 exons.